Messenger RNA from Aureobasidium namibiae CBS 147.97, 1182 nucleotides. RefSeq lists its product as uncharacterized. The annotation marks the transcript as partial. NCBI's taxonomy places the organism in Eukaryota, Fungi, Ascomycota, Dothideomycetes, Dothideales, Saccotheciaceae. The transcript has a single exon. Gene Ontology annotation, cellular component: nucleoplasm. Gene Ontology annotation, biological process: CENP-A containing chromatin assembly; DNA replication-dependent chromatin assembly. Gene Ontology annotation, molecular function: histone binding. The record is from RefSeq and is a predicted model, not a curated record.
GCAAACCUCGCCAGACUACAAGCCGCCGCCACUAAGGAGUAUGCACUCAAGAACUAUGCCGCCGCCUCGGACUUCUACUCGCAAGCCUCGGAGCUACAGGAGCUUCUGAACGGAGAAAUGUCUUUGGCCAACGCCGAUCUGCUCUACCAAUACGGCCGCUGUCUGUACCACCUCGCUGUCAGCAAGAGUGAUGUGCUCGGUAACAAGGUCGCUGGCAGUGGAGAGCCUCAGAAGAAGAAACGCAAGACAAAGUCCGCCGCUGCAACCUCCGAUGUCCUCGAAGACGGCGAGCAGAAGAUGGCUGAGGAGGUCGUCGAGGCUGUCGUAGAUGAGAAGGACCGAAGCGCUACAAAGAAGGACUCCGAGACAGCGAACAAGCCUUUCUUCCAGAUCACUGGCGAUGAGAACUGGACAGACAGCGAGGAUGAAGGUGACGAUGCAGAAGACGAUGGAGAGGAAGACGAGGAAGACGAUGACUUUGCUAUCGCAUACGAGAUCCUCGACAUCGCACGCGUCCUUCUCACCCGCAAGCUCGACACGAUACCUCAACACCUCGACGGCAAGGGCAAAGAGAAGGCUACACUAGUCGAGAACCCCGAGGCACGAACAGUCAUGGAUCGCCUAGCCGACACGCACGACCUCCAAGCCGAACUUUCCAUGGAGAACGAGAACUUCCCCGAAGCCGUCGCAGAAGGUCGCUCAGCACUCGAAUUGAAGCAGAAGCUGUAUCCCUUGGAGUCUAGCCUUCUCGCAGAAGCACACUUCAAGCUGGCGCUUGCCAUGGAAUUCGCUUCAGUCACUACAACAAAUGCAGAGGCCGUCGAACAAGGCGCUCAAAAGGAGGAAACCGUCGACGAAGACCUGCGCAAGGAAGCAGUCACACACAUGGAAUCAGCCAUCGAGUCCUGCCGCCUACGGGUCGAGAAGGAGGAAUCCGAUCUCUCGUCUCAGCCAGCCGACAAGCAAGAAGCAAAGAAGAAGGAAAUCAAGGACGUCAAGGAAAUGAUGUCCGAAAUGCAGCAGCGCCUCAUCGACCUCAAGACACCUGUGGCAGCUGCUGAGAACCCUCUUCGUGGCAUUCUAGGUGGCAUGUUGGGCGAAACUCCUACCGAUCAGAAACAGCGUAUUGCCGAAGCAACAGCAAAUGCCAAUGACCUCAGCGGUUUGGUCAAGAAGAAGAAG